AUGACUACCUCAAGAAGUGCCCUUUUUGUCAUUGAUAUCCAGAAGGAUCUAGCAUCGGAUCCGAAGACUCAGAUCCCACAUGCUGAACGCAUUCGUCGUGCCGGCACGGAAAUCCUCUCCUCCGCCCGAGGAAUCGAAUCGAAUCCAAAACCAAUCAUAGUCUUUGUACAACACGAAGAGUUACCUGACAGUGGCCCUCUGGUAAAGGGAAGUGAUCCAUGGAAGUUAGUCUUUGAGAACGACCCGAGCAAGACUAAUGAACGUCUCGUAUCAAAGAACCAGCGAGACACAUUCAAGUCAAACCCUGGUCUGGCAGAACAGCUCAAGUCCGAGGGUGUUGAACAUAUCGUUGCAUUUGGCAUACAAAGCGAGUGCUGUGUCUUGGAGACGUCCAAGGGGGCCCUUGAGGCUGGAUUUCGCGUCACCCUUCUACAUGGUGCUCAUUCGACUUAUGACACUGAAACGAGAACUGCACUGCAAAUCGAGCAGGCGGUUGAAGACGAGCUGCUUGCUUUAGGCGUCUCUGUCUCCCCAUGGGAGAGCACCAUUGUUGAAUGGAGAGAUAAAGGAGACUUGGUAUCGGUCUAG
This is a messenger RNA of Fusarium sp. VM40, 588 nucleotides long. Lineage: Eukaryota; Fungi; Ascomycota; Sordariomycetes; Hypocreales; Nectriaceae. The record is from the annotation of a GenBank genome assembly.